Angiostrongylus costaricensis is the source of this 216-nucleotide messenger RNA. The record is from the annotation of a GenBank genome assembly. Lineage: Eukaryota; Metazoa; Nematoda; Chromadorea; Rhabditida; Metastrongylidae.
GGUAGCACGUUAGAUUACUUACCCCCAGCAAUGAUCAUUGGGAAGGCCUAUGACUACACUGUUGAUAAUUGGGCGAUUGGUGUCCUUUUAUACGAAAUGCUUGUAGGACGACCAUUAUUUGAAUUUCUUCACAAGAAUGGAACACUGCUAGCAAUUACGACUUGUGAUCUUAUAGUUCCAAUGGAUAUCAGUGAGGAUCCUAGUGAACUUAUAUGA